Molecule: messenger RNA, 2068 nt
Organism: Sarcophilus harrisii (Tasmanian devil)
Lineage: Eukaryota; Metazoa; Chordata; Mammalia; Dasyuromorphia; Dasyuridae
Gene: POLR1D
Product: DNA-directed RNA polymerases I and III subunit RPAC2
Exons: 6
Coding region: 456-800 (114 amino acids)
Biological process (GO): DNA-templated transcription
Cellular component (GO): RNA polymerase I complex; RNA polymerase III complex
Molecular function (GO): DNA-directed RNA polymerase activity; protein dimerization activity; DNA binding
Source: RefSeq, a predicted model, not a curated record
CGUGACGCCACAGGAUAUCCGGUUUGUGCUUUGGCCCUGGUAGACACGUUUUCCGUCACGGAAGUAGAAGUUCUCGCUGCCUUCCCCUUCCUCGGAUCCCGUCGGCUAGAAGUUGGCUUCCUUCCGCCCAGGUGGCUUGGUUUGACCUUCAGCCGCCGUAGAAGCUCGCUCCGUUUCCUUGGCAGGGCUUUUGUCACAGCAAAUCAGAAGUACCCAGUUCCUGACCUGGUUUGUGUCUAGCAGUGAGAUCUCCAAGCCGUAAGAUCAGCUAACCAGAUUUCUUCUGUAUUAUGGUACAUACAUUUCAUGUCAUCAUGAUUUUCAAUUUGUGUGGUCAAGAAAAUUUCUCCUGAUGUGAUAUUGUGCUACAAGGUGAGCCACAGGUAGACCAAUGUACUAAACCAUUACUUUUGAAAUGAACUGAAAAACAGAAGUGUUUGUUGAAGAAGUUCAAUAUGGUGGAAGAAGCAGAGAGGAAACCAGUAUUGGAAAUGGUCCAAGCAGCUGGAACAGAUGGAAACUGUGUCACAUUUGUAUUGUAUGAUGAGGACCAUACAUUAGGAAACUCUCUACGUUACAUGAUCAUGAAAAAUCCAGAAGUGGAGUUCUGUGGAUACAGUAUCACCCAUCCUUCAGAAAGCAAAAUUAAUUUCCGCAUCCAGACUAAAGAGGGUCUUCCAGCAGUUGAGCCCUUUCGUCAAGGCCUUAAUGAGCUCAUGGAUGUCUGUCAACAUGUGCUUAAUAAAUUUGAAGCGAGUAUAAAGAACUAUAAAGAUCAAAAACAAGUUGAAAUUGAAUAGUAUUACAUUCUUGAUGAGAUUAGAAUGCAUAUCUCUGUGCUGUCUAAUUUUAUAGAAUUGAUCUGUUCCUUUAAAAGUUUAACCCUAAAGUAAAUUUUCUUAUUAUUUUUGUUAGAAUAUGUAUGUGUAAAGAACUGGUAUAGGACUUAAUAAAAUCUCAUAAGGCAAUAAACCUAAAACUCAGAUGAAGAUAAACCUAUAAUUUUCUGAUUAAGGAAUUUCCUCAGCAUUCCAUUAUUGGUGAUUUCAAACCAGAUUUUUGUUUUGUUUCAGCAUCAGUGGAAGCUAUCCAGCCCUCUCGUUUUUUAUAAUUCUUGUGUAUGUUGUCCACAGAUAGCCUCAUUAUGCUGAGGACCUUCUUCCACAUAAUUUUAUAUUUCUUUUGUUUUUGCCUUAUUGGAACCUGAAAACUAGGCUUUGCUAACAGAACAUAAGCAAGUAGAUUUUCAUGUGCUAAAGAGAUGGAUACCAUCAAAAAGUAUGAGACUUGAACUAGCUUUGUGUCUUGGAUCAAAUGUCAUAUGCUUUUUUUGUGUGGAUGUGUGUAUAUAUAAAGUUUCCCUUAUUGCUAAAUAUACAUUUUAAAAACUGUAAAUACACAAAUGGGGGAGGGUUGGUAUUUAUCAUAUUCAUUUCUUAGAACACAGUAGUUGGAUUCUUUAUUGGAUUUAUUGGAUUCUUUUAUUUAACAAUUCCUAAAUCUUUUCUGUUGCCACAAAAAAAGUUGCUAUAAUUAUAACAAUAAAUGCAGUAUGUAUUACAUGUUAUAUAUUAUAUGUGAUAUAUAAAAUGUAAAUAUUUUGAUGUAUACAGGGACUUGUCAUGAGUGACUUCCAAUAGAGUCAAUGAUCAUUCAUGUCUCCACUUAAAAACUGUGUCCUCCAUGGUCUGACUUCAUUUGCUUUCCAAAAUCACCAAUGAUCUCUGCUAAAUCUGAUGGCUUCUUAAUUUUCCUCCUAAGUCUCUUAACUUUUGUCAGUAUCUAUCACCCUUUUUUCCUGGAUUUUCUCACCUUUUUUGAGUUUUUUUAACACUGUUCUCCUGGUUCUUAUCUUAUCUAUCUUGACUGUUCCUCAGUCUUUUUGAUCUUCAUCUGAGCCAUACUUAAUAGCCCUGAUGUCAUCCUGGACUUUAUUUACUGUUUUUGGUGAUCUCAUGAACUCAUGGAUUUAAUUCUACACAGUUAUGAGUCUUGUAUUUAUCCAGCCCUAAACUCUCCUUAUCUCUAGUCUGUAAUCACCAAAUAAAUGCCUGUUGAACAUCUUGAA